GGAGGGGGAGGGAACGAGAGAGGAAAAGGAGUGGCCUCGAUUCUUACUGCUACAACUUUCUGUCUGUCUGUUUCUCUCUUCUGUCUUUCUUUCUGCAUCUACAGCAGUACAGAUCGUGAGGAGAGCAGUGGAAGAGAGGAAGGACAGAGUGAACGACUCCUCUGAUCUGUUCUUCAGCAUCAUGGCGUCUGCUACUCCUCAGAAGCGGAUGGUUUCGUCUGUUUUCAUCACGCUAGUGUCUCCAUUCAAAGCGACCGUCACGCCGACGCCUCACAUGCACAGCAGCCCGACCCGAGACCUGCAGCAGACCGCAGUACCGCUGCGCAGAACCUCCUCAUGCGCAUCUGCCCCAUCACAGGACGUACAGAGCUCCGCUCCUGCCCCCGUGAGCCCCCUGUAUGCCCAGUCACGCCCCACUUACACUCAAACAACACCCACUGCAGUGCCCGUCUCUGCCUCCUACAGGCCGGACAACACAACACGCCACACUGACAAGCGCAGUCCAGACGUUGAUAGCAGUUACCCUCCACCUCCUUCUGCCCCUGACAACAUCCCUGUCCUGCCUCCUAAACAUGACCCCUGUGACCCCCGAGAUCCCCGAGACCCCUACCCAAACCCCGGACCACCAGAAGUCCAGGUGACUAAUGCAGGCGGUCCUGUGAUGGCCGCAGCGCCUCAAAGCAGCGAUGUUUGUGGAUUUUGUCGUAAGCCGGUUGCACUGUCCGAGCCCGCGAUCGACGCCCUGAACCGCACUUACCAUGAAGCGUGUUUUCAGUGCAGACAGUGUCACAUGCUGCUGGCCGCUAAAAUGUACUACAACAAGUCGGGUAUUCCCCUGUGUGAGGACUGCUAUCAGGCCAGUCUGGAGCCGUGCUGGGCGUGUGGUGAUGUCAUUAAAGAUCAUGUGAUCCGCGCUCUGGAACGAGCCUAUCACCCGCCAUGCUUUGUGUGCACAACGUGCCGACAGCCAAUCGGAGAGCAGAAGUUUGCACAGGGGGAAGUUGGUGAGGUGUACUGCCUACAGGACUACUACAGGAAAUACGCGCCUCAGUGUAGUGUGUGUAGAGAGCUGAUUAUCCCGCGAGACGAUGGGACAGACAGUUUUACUGUGGAGUGUUUGGGGCACUCCUAUCACGAGGACUGUUAUCGCUGUGAGGUGUGUGGGGUGCUUCUCUCUCCAGAGCCCAAUCAACACGGCUGCCACCCUCUGGACGGGCAGAUCCUGUGUAAAGCGUGCCACCUCACACUGAUCCAGACCGCACAGCGAUAACUGACCAGAGGAAACUGACACACAGAUUGUAUUAGACACAAACAAUGCUGACGGUGAAUUAUAGGAGCAAAGUUUGAAAACACCCUUGAGACUAUUAUAAAUACUUUAUCAUGUUUUCUGUGUAGCUCCAUUCCACCGAUUAUAUCCAUGUAUCACACUUAUUACCUGUAAUAUGAUAUUUGCACUAUCUGAUGUAUUAUGCACAAACAACCAAAGACAUGUAUUCGACAGAUAACCAUGAUAUGCAAACACACCCUUAUACCAUUCAAAAUAAAGUAAUAUAUGUAA
Molecule: messenger RNA, 1558 nt
Organism: Xyrauchen texanus (razorback sucker)
Lineage: Eukaryota; Metazoa; Chordata; Actinopteri; Cypriniformes; Catostomidae
Product: filamin-binding LIM protein 1-like
Exons: 8
Coding region: 182-1270 (362 amino acids)
Biological process (GO): cell-cell adhesion
Cellular component (GO): focal adhesion; stress fiber
Molecular function (GO): filamin binding
Source: RefSeq, a predicted model, not a curated record